AGUCACAAUUUGUAUGUGGUGUGGUCAAACGGAGCGUGCGCUUGCUCUGACAGGUUCUAGCUAUAAACACGGCCAACAUCUGCUCGCCGUCGCAAAACAGAGCACGCAGCUCACAAGAAAAUGGAGCAGGUGGCCGGCCAAGGAGCGCAGCCCGCCAAGAAGCCGGCCGUGGAGGUGACGCUCCGGCGGUUCGGCCUCGACGACGUGGACGCCAUGAUGGCGUGGGCGUCGGACCCGCAGGUGGCCGCCCCAUGCCGCUGGGAGCCCUACGAGUCCACGGAGCCCCUGCUCGCCUUCAUCCGCGACGUCGUGCUCCCGCACCCCUGGUUCCGGGCCAUCUGCCUCGCCGGCGGCGGCGACCGCCCCGUCGGCGCGAUCUCCGUGUCGCCGACGGACGACGGCGCCUGCCGCGCGGAGCUCGGGUACGUGCUGGCGCGCGCGCACUGGGGCAAGGGCGUGGCCACGGCGGCCGUGCGGCGGGCGGUGGCCGCGGUGUUCGGCGAGGUGGAGGGGCUGCAGCGCGUGGAGGCGCUGGUGGACGUGGCCAACGUGGCGUCGCAGCGGGUGCUGGAGAAGGCCGGGUUCCGGCGGGAGGCCGUGCUGCGGCGGUACUGCGUGCUCAAGGGCGCCGUCAAGGACAUGAUCAUCUACAGCUUCAUCUCCACUGACACUCUGCUGCUCGACUGAUUGGUGUGCCCGUGUGAGUGUGAUGCCGCUUGAUGUAUGUCCAUGCGAAGAAAGAAAAAUCGGAAAUUCUAAUGAGAAGCGAAGAAAGAAAAAUGGGAAAUUCUAAUGAAAA
Hordeum vulgare subsp. vulgare (domesticated barley) is the source of this 799-nucleotide messenger RNA. RefSeq lists its product as uncharacterized. The coding region runs from base 121 to 687 and encodes 188 amino acids. Lineage: Eukaryota; Viridiplantae; Streptophyta; Magnoliopsida; Poales; Poaceae. The record is from RefSeq and is a predicted model, not a curated record. Gene Ontology annotation, molecular function: acyltransferase activity, transferring groups other than amino-acyl groups. The transcript has a single exon.